AUGACUACUGUACCCGGUGGUGCUAACAAUGCCAUCGAGAAACAGGACAAUGGCCAUGCCGAUCCGAUACUGUCCUACGAGAAAGGCGCUCCUGGGCUAGGAUGCAGCUCUCAAGAUGGGCGACGCCCCCAUCCAGACCCAUCCCCGAAAGGCCGAGAUAUCUGGCAGGAGUUGUCAUCUGGCGCAGAUCCAAGGAGUAUGCAUUUUGGCGCUGCUCACGAAUGGCGGGCAGACGGCGUGAACUUUCAGCCUUUUUCUGCCAGUCAAUCACAAGACCGAUACGUUAUUCAACAAAUCGACGUCAAUGGGCAUCAAUGGGCAUUAACUGGAGUGUUCGAUGGACACCUGGGAGAUGCCACAGUCGAACAUUGCGCUUACCAUUUGCCGAUCAUCGUACGCGAAUUUUUGGAAGAAAUUCUCAAAAAACACGGCGAUCGCGCCAUCCCUCCUCCACUGAUAGCGGACCUGCUCUCGCGCGCGAUGACUUCUUUUGACGAUGCAAUUGCUAAUGAUGUUCUUGAGUUGUUUCCUGGGGGUUUAUCCUCGCUAUCCAAAUUCUCCGAUCAGCAGAUUCAACAUGUCAUCAACGAUCAAUUAUAUGGCGGGAUAAAUUACAAAAAGGCACGACUGUGCAUGUAUGGCACUACUGCGCUCGUAGCACUUAUAGAUCCAGAUCAUCGUAAUUUGUGGAUCGCAAACCUGGGAGAUUGUCAAGGAACCGUUAUAACAGAAACGUCUCCCGACGAAUGGAAAAUCGACAUUUUGACAACUGUUCAUAAUGGGGAUAACCACCUGGAAGUUCGGCGCGUUAAACGCGAGCAUCCCGGAGAACUAGACUGCGUUCGUGACGGACGAGUUCUUGGAGCCAUUGCUCCUUUCCGAUGUAUAGGAGAUACUCCUUUCAAGCAGCCUCCUGAAUUUACUCGACGGAUACUUUAUAACCUGUAUCCAGGUUACCACGAUAAGUCUCCUUGGGAAGAGUUUUUAGUGCGAAACCAUACACCUCCAUAUAUCUCAGCGACGCCAGAGGUAACUCACUAUGCCCUUGACGCCAGAUGGGCGGGCUCUGGGCAUCCUCAUCCACCUCGCAGAUAUCUUGUACUGUGUUCCGACGGAUUCGCAGACCUUUGUGGCUCACAGCAUGAUAAAGUACUCAGAGAGUGGGCGCGAAAUGGUGGCAAGCGAGGUACUGCGGCUGGGGCAAAGCCGCAGAAUAUGGCUUUGCGGUUAUUAUGGCAAGCUCUGGGGGGCGAUGACAAGCACGUUUCAAGCGUAUUGGAGCAAGGCAAGCAUGCUUAUUGCUUGGACGAUACCUCAAUCAUUGUACAGAGUAUCUGA
Messenger RNA from Serpula lacrymans var. lacrymans S7.9, 1338 nucleotides. RefSeq lists its product as uncharacterized. Gene Ontology annotation, molecular function: protein serine/threonine phosphatase activity. The record is from RefSeq and is a predicted model, not a curated record. The transcript is spliced from 4 exons. NCBI's taxonomy places the organism in Eukaryota, Fungi, Basidiomycota, Agaricomycetes, Boletales, Serpulaceae. Gene Ontology annotation, biological process: protein dephosphorylation. The coding region runs from base 1 to 1338 and encodes 445 amino acids.